Messenger RNA from Schistosoma haematobium, 1127 nucleotides. RefSeq lists its product as uncharacterized. Gene Ontology annotation, cellular component: nucleosome. The coding region runs from base 547 to 858 and encodes 103 amino acids. The transcript has a single exon. NCBI's taxonomy places the organism in Eukaryota, Metazoa, Platyhelminthes, Trematoda, Strigeidida, Schistosomatidae. The record is from RefSeq and is a predicted model, not a curated record. Gene Ontology annotation, molecular function: structural constituent of chromatin; DNA binding; protein heterodimerization activity. Gene Ontology annotation, biological process: nucleosome assembly.
UUAAGUUAAUACGAUUUGUAUUUAUAAUAUAUCCAUUUAUAUCUUAAUUCAUUUGUUCAGUUCCCUAAUUUUUCCAUAAAUAUUCAACAUUCAAACAAAGAUAUAGUGAGUUUUGACCAAUUUAUUCCAUUUAGCAAAUCGUCCUCCUUGUGAAUUGUUCAGAAUUACGGAGGGAGUAAGUGAAAAAAACAAUUGAAUAGUGUCGGGUUAGGAAAUGUGUUUUAAUUUAUUGUUGGUGGACCAGAAAGCGAAUUGCAAUGAAUAGUUGACCUUCUUUCUCAGUCUAGGACUAACCAAUUCAGUCGUUUCUCACAAACAGCUGAUAAAUGACCUCGGUUGUGUCUGUUUAUAUCAUAGGCGUGUGUAUGCUUGUAUAUGUAUGAAAUCAACCACUGAUUGCUGACCUAACUAAUCAGCGCGAGAAAUGUGAUUGGUUAAAUAAUGGCUUAUUUUUCUAAGGAUUCAAGUGGACUAGGCAGAGUUAUGUGGCUAGGACAGGGUCGUCUCGUGUCGGUCUGCAAGUCAGUGUAUCUAUCCUUGUGAAUCAUGUCUGGUCGUGGUAAAGGUGGUAAGGGUUUGGGCAAAGGAGGAGCCAAGAGACAUCGCAAGGUGUUGCGUGACAACAUCCAGGGUAUCACAAAGCCUGCAAUCCGUCGUCUGGCUCGUCGAGGUGGUGUGAAACGCAUUUCAGGAUUGAUCUACGAGGAGACUCGUGGUGUUCUGAAAGUGUUUCUGGAGAACGUGAUCCGUGAUGCAGUCACCUACACAGAGCACGCUAAGAGGAAGACAGUGACAGCUAUGGACGUGGUGUACGCUUUGAAACGCCAAGGUCGUACUUUGUACGGUUUCGGUGGUUAAUUCACUAGCAUGUGAACAAUUGGCGACCUGCAACUGGUCCACACGAGAACGUAUCACGGUCCUAUUUAGGACCACCACAUUGUGAUUUGUCUUUGUGUUUUAACUGUAUGGUUAGCCUAUUUGUUUUGAACUUUCAACAAUGAGUGUUGUGUUACCAUAUGUAGUGUUUGGUAUUCAUAUUAGCGAAUGGACACUUGUACGGUGCUCAUUUUUGUAUCCAUAUCUUCUUGAGUUUAUAAUUUUGGGAGUGUAAUAUAAUGUAUUACUUC